AUGUCUACCACCACCACCAACACCGAAACCGCUCAAUUGCAGGUGUCUGCCGGCACAAUCAGACACGCCCUGUCUGACGUUGUCAAGCAAGAGGACUGGUCCGACUUCCAGUUCGCGCCAAUCCGCGAGUCUACUGUGUCACGUGCCAUGACCUCGCGCUACUUCCAGGACAUGGACAAGUUCGCCGUGAGCGACGUUGUCAUUGUGGGCGCCGGCUCCUCGGGUCUGUCUGCCGCGUACGUUAUCGCCAAGAACAGACCAGACCUGAAGGUUGCCUGCGUGGAGUCCAAUGUUGCGCCAGGUGGCGGCGCAUGGCUCGGUGGCCAGCUGUUCAGCGCGAUGAUCAUGAGAAAGCCCGCGCACCUAUUUUUGGACGAGCUGGAGCUGCCAUACGAGGACGAGGGUGACUACGUGGUCGUCAAGCACGCGGCUCUAUUCACCUCGACCGUGUUGAGCAAGGUGCUACUAUUCCCUAACUUCAAGCUGUUCAACGCGACUGCCGUGGAGGACUUGGUCACGAGACCUGCCGACGACAACACCGGCGGCGUGAGCGUCGCUGGUGUGGUGACCAACUGGACCUUGGUGUCGAUGGCGCACGACCUACAGAGCUGCAUGGACCCUAACGUUAUCGAGCUGAGCGGCUACCAGAACGACGGCACCCGCGACCCUAGCAAGAAGCACGGUGUCAUCUUGUCAACCACAGGUCACGACGGUCCAUUCGGCGCGUUCUCCGCCAAGAGAAUUGUGUCGAUCGACAAGAACAAGAAGCUGGGCGGAAUGAAGGGUCUGGACAUGAACCGUGCUGAGGCCGGUGUGGUCAAAGGCGCUGGCGCUUACUCCGGAGUCGCAAACAUGUACUUUGCCGGUAUGGAAGUGGCCGAGCUGGAGGGCUGCAACAGAAUGGGUCCAACCUUCGGUGCCAUGGCUGUCAGCGGUAUCAAGGCUGCUGAGGAAAUCUUGAGACACUUUGCCGAAUAA
Molecule: messenger RNA, 978 nt
Organism: Lachancea thermotolerans CBS 6340
Lineage: Eukaryota; Fungi; Ascomycota; Saccharomycetes; Saccharomycetales; Saccharomycetaceae
Gene: THI4
Product: thiamine thiazole synthase
Exons: 1
Coding region: 1-978 (325 amino acids)
Biological process (GO): thiamine biosynthetic process
Source: RefSeq, a predicted model, not a curated record